AUGAAAACAGUGACCCCUCAAAAAUGUAAAAACGAUAGUAAUUGUAAAUCUCCUGAACCCAAAAUUUGUGCUACUUGUAUAAAUGGUCUUCAUCCUCCAUGUACAAGUGUUCAGUGUAAAGAUGGUCUAUGUCAAACAAUACAACCAUGUUCAUUACCCCAAACGUGUUCAAAAAAUAAAAAUUGUGAAUAUUCUAAUCGUACUUGUGCACCAUGUCCAUAUGAUUGUGGCCCUGGAUGUACAACAUUUAAAUGUAAUGAUAGUAAAUGUGAAUUAAUACCAUAUUGUUCAAUAUGUAAACAGUCAACUCAACAAAAAUGUAAAUGUAAUUCAGAUUGUACAAAACCUACAAAUAUAACAUGUGCUGAUUGUGAGUCAGAUCAGGCGCCAUUUUGCACACAAACAUUAUGUGAAAAUUCAAAGUGUGUUACAAUUCCACCAUGUUCAAAACAAGCAUGUUCAACAGAUAAACCAUGUAUUUUUAACGGACCAAUAUGUUUGACGAAUGCAACAUGUCCUAAUGGUUAUGGGCCAAAAUGUGCUAAAGCUGAAUGUUAUAAUGGAUUUUGUAAUUUAAUAGAGCCUUGUUCACAGCAAACACAAUGUCAAGAUUAA
This is a messenger RNA of Didymodactylos carnosus, 615 nucleotides long. The record is from the annotation of a GenBank genome assembly. NCBI's taxonomy places the organism in Eukaryota, Metazoa, Rotifera, Eurotatoria, Philodinida, Philodinidae.